Messenger RNA from Anguilla rostrata (American eel), 4066 nucleotides. It is a transcript of the gene stc2a, whose product is annotated as stanniocalcin 2a. Gene Ontology annotation, cellular component: extracellular region. The record is from RefSeq and is a predicted model, not a curated record. The coding region runs from base 164 to 1012 and encodes 282 amino acids. Gene Ontology annotation, biological process: intracellular calcium ion homeostasis. Lineage: Eukaryota; Metazoa; Chordata; Actinopteri; Anguilliformes; Anguillidae. The transcript is spliced from 4 exons. Gene Ontology annotation, molecular function: hormone activity.
AGCUUCAGGAAAUAUAGGCAGCAUCCACCCCGUUUCAACGCUCACUCAUGAGCGCUACCCACAGCAGCGAUUACAACACUGUUGCUACAUUAAUCCAAGAGACAACCGGCGUGCUAAAAUAGAAAAAUAAACAGUCGUCCGUUGACAUUGUAGAUUAGAUCCAAUGUCAUUGCAACCAGCAAUGUUGGUGAGAUUUGCAAUAGCGCUCUUGGUGCUUUCAGUUUUUGAGCAAGUAGUGGGGACGGAUAUGAUCGAUUUUCACGAAAACCCACAAGAAAAACCGGCAAGCCAGAAAGGACGUCUUUCCUUACAAAACACAGCCGAGAUCCAGCACUGCCUGGUGAGCGCAGGCGACGUGGGCUGCGGCGUGUUCGAGUGCUUCGAGAACAACUCCUGCGAGAUCCAGGGCCUGCAGGAGAUCUGCAUGACCUUCCUGCACAACGCCGGCAAGUUCGACUCGCAGGGGAAGUCCUUCAUCAAAGACGCGCUCAAGUGCAUGGCCCACGGCCUGCGCCACAAGUUCAGCUGCGUCAGCCGCAAGUGCCUGGCCGUCAAGGACAUGGUGUCCCAGCUGCAGCGCGAGUGCUACCUCAAGCACAACCUCUGCGCCGCCGCCAAGGACAACGUCAACGUCAUGGUGGAGAUGAUCCACUUCCAGAACCUCUUCCCCAAGGGGCCGUACGUGGAGCUGGUGAACAUCCUGCUGGGCUGUGGGGAGGAGGUGAAGGAGGCCAUCAGCAGGAGCGUGCGGCUGCAGUGCGAGCAGAACUGGGGCGCCCUCUGCGAGACCCUCAGCUUCUGCUCCACCCUCACCCCCGCCCCGGACCGUCGCCACGGCGCCCCCCCGCACCCAGACGCCGAGCACCCCAAGAUCCUGCGGCAAGCGGACAAAGACAAGCCAGGCAAGGGCCCCCACCACCACCGGGGGCGCGGCGCGGGACACCGCCGCCCCGGGCCAGACGGGGGCGCCACUGAGCAGGAGGACCCCGAGACCAGCGACAUCAGGAGGUGAAAGAGCGGAGGCCACUGCCCCCCCCCACUACCCCCCCCUUCGCCCCCCCGCCCCGACAGCACCAACCUCUCUCUCCCCAUCCAGCAGACUGCCUCUCAACCACCGCUGACUGACACACAGCCCAAACAGACAGACAGAGCGGGGCGGAAGGACAACCUCUCCUGGCCCCCCCUCCCCCCUCCACCUGUCCUGCCCCCACCCCACAGAUUCCUCUCCUCAGUCAUUCCAACACUCUAAAAACAAUAACUUUGCAGGGUAUGUGUGGUGUAGCACAUUUUCUUACUCAAAGGCCAGAUUGUUUGUCGUUGUUGUUAUUAUUGCUGUUAUUAUUAUUAUAAUUAUUAUUGUUAUUAUUACAACUGUUAGAUUUUUAUGCUGAAAUAACAUUUUUCAGAUCUGCCCAAUAAUUGAUUACAAGAUUACAAUUUUAAAAUAUAUAUUUAUUUUCUUCUUGUUGCAAUGUUUUACACAUACAUACACAUGUACUAUUAGUACAUAUAUCCAUAUAUAUGUACAUAUAUGCAUAUACAGUAUAUAUAUAUAUAUAUGUAUGUAUAUAUAUAUAUAUAUAUAUAUAUAUAUAAAUUAAACACAUCACGUACAAGUAAAUACUUAAGAAUAAGCUUCCCCAUGAAUUUCUGUUGAAAUAGUACAUCUUGAACUGUAGAUAUGUAACAUACAUUGUUUUUAUUUGUUUGAUGAUGGAGGAGGUGUUUGUAUUAUAAUUCUGGAUACUUGAUAAUUAAAUACAAACUGUACAGGAUUGAAGUUCUGGCACAUAUGAUAUUGUAAUGCUUGAUAGUUAUGGCGUUAAUAUCAGAUUUGUACAUUUGAUAUGGUCGGCUUAGUUCCUGACGGGAUGGCGGUAUCUUGUGUCACAUCACUAGCUUUCUCCUUCAACUGCAGAACUUCACGUACAAAGCAAUGUACCGUAUCCAACCAGUAGGGGGCGAGAUGUUCCUGCGUCCUCCGUGUCGCUCAGUUAUGUGUGAGUUAUAGGCCGGAAACCGGCCCUACGCAAGUACGCAAACGCAAAUGACAACGGCAGGCCGACACUGCAGACACACAGCUCAGCUGCGCAUACUCAACGGCAGGCCGACGCCCUGCAGACACACAGCUCAGCUGCGCAUACUCAACGGCAGGCCGACGCACUGCAGACACACAGCUCAGCUGCGCAUACUCAACGGCAGGCCGACACUGCAGACACACAGCUCAGCUGCGCAUACUCAACGGCAGGCCGACGCCCUGCAGACACACAGCUCAGCUGCGCAUACUCAACGGCAGGCCGACACUGCAGACACACAGCUCAGCUGCGCAUACUCAACGGCAGGCCGACGCACUGCAGACACACAGCUCAGCUGCGCAUACUCAACGGCAGGCCGACGCACUGCAGACACACAGCUCAGCUGCGCAUACUCAACGGCAGGCCGACGCACUGCAGACACACAGCUCAGCUGCGCAUACUCAACGGCAGGCCGACGCACUGCAGACACACAGCUCAGCUGCGCAUACUCAACGGCAGGCCGACGCCCUGCAGACACACAGCUCAGCUGCGCAUACUCAACGGCAGGCCGGCGCACUGCAGACACACAGCUCAGCUGCGCAUACUCAACGGCAGGCCGACGCACUGCAGACACACAGCUCAGCUGCGCAUACUCAACGUGCGUUCCUGUGGAGGUAAUAAACCCGAGUCCAGGAGAGUUUUGAAAAGACGGAGCAGAAGAAAGCAAGAUGGCUUGAACCUGUUGUUGGCAGCUAUAGCGCCCCCUGGCUGUGAUGCUCGAUUCUGUAGCUCACGCUUGCGUCGCGUUAAGAAUUUCAGGCGGCACAUUUUAAAAAGUAACGAUGCGUGAAACCGACUUUGCGCAGCGCGAAGCGUCUGCGUUCGCAUACUUACGCAGGGUACGUUUCGGGCCUUAAACUUACGAACGUCCGUCAGACCAGGGUGAUGAAACGCAAGCGGAAAGCGGAGCGGAAUUCGACCGCGAACGCUUCGACGCGCGAGGAGCCGCGACACGCAGCAAGCAUCAGAACCCGCCGAACGCCCGCCGUCCCGCCAUCGCGCGAACGAACGGCCGCCGCCUGCAAGCGAUUAGCCAGCGCCGCACAGAAGCUCCUCCCCUUUCCGCAGCGACACACGCGAGCACGUCGCAGCCUCUGUCUGAGCCACCAGCGGACUGUCCCAGGACCCAGAGGCCUGGUUAAGUAGGCUAAGUCCACACCAGCGGCUUCGUGGAGUACUAUUAUUGAGAGUGUUAUAUUUACCGAGGACAUUCCCAGAAUUCCUCUGGUUCUCGGCCAAGCAUGAAUUUCAGAGAGAGAAAAAGAGAGAGAGAGGGAGAGAGAGGCUGGGCCAUAUGUGGUCCUAUGUGUUUGUCUGUGUGUGUGAGAGAGAGAAAGAAAGAGAGAGAGAGAAAGAAAGAAAAAGGGGGACACUCAUGUUCUCCUCUGUCCUCUUCUGGUGGCUACUGUCUUACUUAGGAAGGCCAUCUGGGGUGAGGGGGGUGUGGUGUUCCUCAACCCCCAAUAUGGGAUACCGGUUUUUUCCAGUUAUGCUGAUGAUAGCCCCAGACACCGACCACACAAACAGCAUGCAGCUACACACACACACACACACACACACACAAAGUAAAAAAAAAGGGCUUCUCAAACUAUGAAAAGAGGUUUAUGGAAUAUGUCUGAAAUAUGUGUAUGGAAAUAUCUUAAGCAUUGAUACAAUAAGCUGGUCACUCACUCACUGGAAUGGGGGCACCCAUGGAGUCCUCACAUCGUUUUCUUCCUCAGUGUCUUUCUGUUGAGGGAAAAAUCCCUUCAUAUACAAACAAUUUCUCCUCAGUUUUCACACUGCUGCGCGUGGACUGGACUCUUCCCGAUUGGCUGCUUCCACCUGCCAAUCACUACAGCUUACUCCUUCGUAGACACAGGAAGUGGCAAGGCAAUUUUGUGAAUCACCUCAGAUCAAUUGAUAGAAUUUAUGUAUACUAUAAAAUUGUUUAGGGACAAAAGCAAAAAACGAGAGAAAUGUAUCUUGAUAUUAUUAAAAAUUGAAUUUUU